This is a messenger RNA of Babjeviella inositovora NRRL Y-12698, 1553 nucleotides long. RefSeq names its product TFIIH/NER complex subunit. Gene Ontology annotation, biological process: regulation of transcription by RNA polymerase II; DNA-templated transcription; nucleotide-excision repair. Gene Ontology annotation, cellular component: transcription factor TFIIH holo complex; transcription factor TFIIH core complex. NCBI's taxonomy places the organism in Eukaryota, Fungi, Ascomycota, Pichiomycetes, Serinales. The transcript has a single exon. The record is from RefSeq and is a predicted model, not a curated record. Bases 35 to 1321 code for a protein of 428 amino acids. Gene Ontology annotation, molecular function: zinc ion binding.
CGCAGGCAAGAAGCGCGGCGGCGGCGGCGGGCCUAUGGAGGAGCUCAAAGGCGCCAACGGCGGGUAUGCGUGGGAAGACGAGUACCAACGGUCGUGGGAUAUCGUUAAGGAGGACGAUGGGGGCUCGCUUGAAGGAAUCGUGACGAGUUUAGUGGAGGCGCGCAAGAAACGGUUCAUGAAGAACGUGACGCCGUUCCAGCGCGGGAUCAUCCGCACCAUGGUGCUCGUGGUGGAUCUUUCGUCAUCAAUGCAGGAAAAGGACUUGCGACCGAACCGGGCGUCAAUCACGAUCUCAUACGCGAUUGACUUUGUGGGGGAGUUUUUCGACCAGAACCCAAUCUCGCAGCUCGGAAUCGUAGUCAUGCGUAGCGGGGUGGCAACGCUUGUGAGUGAUGUCAGCGGAAACCCGCAGAGCCACAUCGACAACCUCCGUGCGCUCCGCAAACUCGAGCCCAAGGGCGAUCCGUCAUUGCAAAACGCGUUGGAAAUGUCCAAAGGAUUACUUCUCCAUGUGGCAUCCCACUGCACACGUGAGGUGCUCAUCAUCUUCGGAUCGCUCUUGACGUCCGACCCAGGUGACAUCCACAAAACGAUUCUGUCGCUCGUGGUGUCCAAGAUCCGCGUGAGGGUGAUUGGGCUCACAGCCCAGGUGGCGAUCUGCGCCGAAAUGGUCCGCAAGACCAAUUUUGGUGACUCCUCGUUGUAUGGAGUGAUUCUCAACGAAACCCAUUACAAGGAGUUGCUAAUGAACGCGGUAACCCCGCUCGCUAUUAGUAACCAGAGUUUGGCUGAGACCGCGCCCGGUUUUUCGCUCGUGGAGAUGGGCUUCCCCUCGCGAAUCAGCGAAACCGCCUCACCUUCCUUCUGCUCGUGUCAUUCGAAGCUCACCUACGGAGGUUAUGUGUGUCCGCAGUGCCUGUCAAAGAUCUGCUCCUUGCCCACUGUUUGCCCCUGUUGUCAGCUCAUGCUCAUUCUCUCCACCCACCUCGCGCGCUCGUACCACCAUCUUUUUCCGCUCAAGACGUACGUAGAGGUGCCAGUUCUGACCAACUAUGAUACAGAGUUUUGUUUUGGCUGCCAGAUCGCGUUUCCCGCGGGAGUGACGCCGCUGGAGGCCCAGGUGCUCAAGGCGAAGGAGGAGGCACAAUGGGGGAUGAAGAAGCACAUGUUGACCAGCUCGCGCUACCGCUGUCCGGACUGCCAGGUGAGCUUUUGCAUUGACUGUGAUGUGUUUUCGCACGAUGUGUUGCAUAAUUGCAUGGGGUGUGAGAGUAUCCGGGAGAGCCCCAGCAAGCCCACGCUUAGCGUCAAUGCUAUCUAGGUAGUGACUGGAUGGUAAACCAGAGACCUUGGGAACAUCAAUCGAUCGGUAUGAUGCGAUGAUAACUGCAUGAAUUUGUAGUUCAGACACGGCUCUGAGUCGGAGAUUUCUUGAACUGGUAAAGGAUAUUAGAAAGUAUUUUCCAUAAUCAAGAGGUAAAUACUCGAAAUAUAGUUUUAAAUGUGAAACUAAAGAGAUUCUUGAUGCCCAUAGGGGAUUUUUUACAGUUUUU